Hemicordylus capensis (graceful crag lizard) is the source of this 3876-nucleotide messenger RNA. Its product is annotated as bMERB domain-containing protein 1-like. Bases 222 to 803 code for a protein of 193 amino acids. The transcript is spliced from 6 exons. Lineage: Eukaryota; Metazoa; Chordata; Lepidosauria; Squamata; Cordylidae. The record is from RefSeq and is a predicted model, not a curated record.
CUCGGUGUGGAAUUGGCAGGCGGCCGCUGACAGGCAGAUACCAAGCUUGGCAGUGCUCUGCAUCUUUGAUCCCCCCCGCCGCCCGCCCCCGCCGUGCCUUUCUCUUUCAAAGUGUGGGCUCUGGCGUCCUUUCAACCCGAGUUACGGGUGGGCUCCUUAGAAGUGCCGAGUGGAUUCUGACGACUUAGAAGGCAGAUUCCAAACCCAAGCGAGGGGCAAGGAUGGACAAAGAGAACAAGGCAUCCACCCAGUACGGAUCCCUGGAGUCCACCAAGUGGAGAGCAGCAGAUUCAGGCAAAGAGGAUGAGAUAGUGUCCAUGGCUGACUCCACAACGACUAUUGAUGACAUUGAAGGGGAGCUCUUCAAAAUAGAGAGGAUCCGUGAAGUUCUGGUGCGGAGGGAAUCGGAACUCAGAUACAUGAUGGAUGACAUCCAGCUCUGUAAGGAAAUCACUCGGUUGAAAAAGGAGUUGCAGAAACUGAUUGCACUACCAGAGAAUAAGAAAUCGAAAGAGGAGAAGCAGCGUGAAGAGGAAUUAGUGCAGCAGAUUCACAAGCUUGUCGAGACUCGGGACUUCCUUGUGGACGAUGUGGAGUUUGAAAGGCUCAGAGAAAGAGAAGAAGAUAAGGAAAUGGCUGAAUUUCUGAAGAACAAGUUCUCCAAAGGCUGCCUUCUAAAUGCAACUCCUGCAAAAGAAAAGAAGAUGACAUCAAGAGCACAGCAAACCUCUACACCGUAUGUAACAAAGACAGGCCUCACCCUCCUGAAGGAGUGCUGUGGCUUCACCUGCUCAGUCAUGUAGGCAGGGCUGUUGCCCAUUUUCCCCCAACACAAGAUGUAUUCACGGGUAAGCCCUGCCCCCACCCCACCAACCCCUGAUCAACAGGAUUCAUUCAGAUCACAGCAGAUUCACAAGCUCGUGGAAUGGAAAUGAGGGAUUUCCCUGUGGAUGGUGUUGGCACUGAAAGUACACAUGGAAACCAUGUGUAGGCAGGACUGUCCACCCACCUGCCUAUCACAAUCGGCCUUCGUUAAUACCCAGACUGCAGUGUCGUAUCCCAAGCACAGAGCUGUGUGCUGCAGAAAAGAGCCAAACCAGGGACAAAGAUCACGAUGGCCUUCUCCACACCUCUUAAUACAACAGGCAGGGAAACAGGACCCCCCUGUUAGGAUGCUGUUUACCAAAUUGGCUACGCCAGAGAGGAUUUUGUGGAGUGGGAGUGUAAUUUCACUAUUAAAGGGAAACACUACAUGAUAGAAGGACUGAGCUCUUUGCUCUGAGCCUGGCUAUCUAAAAGCAGGAGGAAUCAGCAGAAUGCCCCCUGCCUUACUGCGUGGUGGUGUGGACUGUUACCCUUCCUCAGGCAUUCCCUGGUUAGCAAGUCAAAUGCAAACAGCUGUGAUCCAGUGGUGUUACUUAGCAACUGUAGGACACAGAGGCUCUCACUGCUCUGUAGCAAAUCUACAAAAGCUGCUUCCAAGUGCAAACUAUGACAAUCUGCUGAAGUGACAGCAUCAUGCUUACAUUGCCACCCAGUAGCAAUCCCACUCACAGAGAUCAGCUCUUCAUUCUUGUGUUUAUUGCAAAGACAGGUUGCUAAUUGAGGGUUGCUUCAUACAUGAUGAUUUUCCUCUAUAGAUUUGGGUAAAUGGAUGUAAGAAAUAAAUGUGUACAUUGUCAUGCGUCAAUGCACAUGUGUGUCUUGCUGUGUGUACAUGGAUUGGGAACCAUGGCCUAUUGCUCCUUCCCAGCACAUAUAUAUGUGGUGAAAUAGACCCUUGCAGGAUCUUCACACAUGGCAAUGGACACAGAUGUUUAUUCCUAUACACAUAUACGGGAAAUGACAUGUUUUAAGCAGCCCUGUGAGUCCCAGUAAAGAUGGAUUUUCUAGCCUUAAACCAUCCCUAGCAGCACAUCCACUCUGCUUUUUGAAACUUCUAGGGUAAGUUUCAAUAGCAUCAACUUCAAAACAUCCGGAAGCUGAUCUAUAACUUAUCUAUGUUUUACCACAACCUACACCCACUUUAGGACCUUCCCUCGGUGGCAAACAGUUGUUCUUCCAUGAUCUGCUAGCCAUUUUAAUAUUUGGGAACUGCUCUGAUCCUCCCCCAUGAGAGGAGACCUGGCCUUGUGGUAGCAAGCAUGACUUGUCCCCUUAGCUAAGCGGGGUCCACCAUGGUUGCAUAUGAACGGGAGACUUGAUAUGUGAGCACUGUAAGAUCUUUCCAUUAGGGGAUGGAGCUGCUCUAGGAAGAGCAGAAUGUUCCAAGUUCCCUCCCUGGCAUCUCCAAGACAGGGCUGAGAGAGAUUCCUGCCUGCAACCUUAGAGAAGCCUCUGCCAGUCUGUGUAGACAAUACUGAGCUAGAUGGACCUAUGGUCUGACUCAGUAUAUGGCAGCUUCCUGUGUUCCACUCCCAUGAAUGCCAUUUACUCUGCAGCCCUUCCUCCUGAGAUGCCUUGCCUGUUGCAAAUUGUUUGGACAGGUACCUUCACACUCUUUGAAUCUAAACCGGAAUGUUGGAGUUUGAAUACUGUGCUACAGGAAACAGGGGGCCCACAGAUUCCUCUUCAAUAAAGUCUUUCCCCAUGGAUCUCCAGGUAGUUCCCAACCAUCUCUCACUGUCGAUUCUGCUUCCGCCAGCAGUAAAUGUAGGGAACACAGCAGGCAUUAGACAAGGCAAAGAGCUUGUCAUCUGGGUAUCUGGCCAUUAUGAUGCCACUUGAUCCUGCCUGAGCUGGGUUGGCCAGGAGCUGAAGCUGAGACGGUCUACUCAGUUGUCACAUUGAAAGUGAAGCUCCACAGAAUUUUGUGCAUCCACCUCUUGGUUGAAAGUGCUGGGACGAACAGAUAAGCAUGGAAUUUCUGCUUUUGCAGAGUCGUCCUCUUUCCUAUUUGCCAUCUUCAUUGAAUAUCUUCUGGGAGAUACCAGUGAUUAGGGUUCUGUUGUUGCAUGGUUGGUGUCAAACUCUAGGAGAGGUCAUGGUUAGGAAAUGUGUGCAUCUUGCAUUCUUUUGAAGAACAAUGACUAAUGGGCAUCCAUGUGGAUGUAGUAUAUCCUUUUAUAAACACCAGCAUCAACACCAAUUGGAUUCAGUCAUUCAAGCCCAGAGGGGACGUGGAUCAAAAGCUCAGAGCAAAAACCUGUGCUAAUGGCUUCACUUGUGCUAAUGGCUUCACGCUCCAGGUAGGAGGGAAAGUGAAGAUCACAGCUGCAAAAAGAGAAUGACACAGUAGCCAAAGGAGAUGAAUUGAAAGUGAUUAGGUUGAGAUUAGGGAGAAAGGGGAGAGACUGGCAUUCUGAAUUGCCAAGAAAGAUGGGAUGCUUCACCUAGCACAAGCAAAUGGUUAGUAUAAGUCACAUUGUUUUCUUUCUGUCUGCCUUUUAAAAAAGGGAACUCGACUAUAUACAUAGAAAAAUAUAUAUGCACCGUGUAUAAUUAUAAUUAUACACGGUGCAUAUAUAUUUUUCUAUGUAUAUGGUCUGGUUCUAUGGUCCGUGAUAUUUUCAAAGUGGCCAUGAGAGCACAGAUCUGAUAAAGGCACACUUGACUUGCUUUGAGCAAAGAGAUAAGAUCUUAUAAAUCAGAACUCACAAUAUUAGCACAGAGAAAGGUUAAAGAAGACAUGGUUCUAUGCUAGCAUAAUUCCUCAUAAACAUUUUCCUGGUGGAAUCAUACAUCUGGCCUGCAGACUAUGUUCAUAUAUACCAGGACCACACAUGUCCAGACUUUAGGCCUGUAUGAACUACUCAACCAGCUUGAUAGACCUGUUUGUGUAUAGGUCAGGCUUGCUUUGUUUUCAGCUUUCCAUGAUGGAGAACUCUAUUAAAGAACUCUAUUAAAAGCUCUGAGCUGAUCCUCCUUGUCCACUCA